AUGGAUCUAGUCGUCACUCCGUCUGCAGCUUCGGCAUCGCCGUCGACGUCUGAGUCAACCUCGAAGUCAGUUGUAACAAUAUGUUCCGGCUCUGCCGAACAGCCCCGCCACCAGCUCUCGAGCAAGACUCGCUUGUCCUGCGACCGGUGCCAUGCACAAAAGCUCCGAUGUGUCAAGAACGAAGGCAUAGCUACAUGUCGGCGAUGUCUCAGACUAAAGACGCUAUGCCGGUAUAGCCCCCGUGCCACGAGGUCGUCCACGAAGCCUGGGGGACAGUCCACCCAUCUUCCUCAACCAGAUCACGAUGUCACACUCUCGACGGGCGAGUCUCUGGAAGAUAUAGAGCCAGUGCCGGUGACUGCGAGUUUAGGUGAUGUUGACUGGUGGGUUCCAGUGGAUACGCCGAUAGGUCUUGUCGAAGGCCAAGAUCAUAACAAGAUACCGGGAAUAGUAGGUUCGCGUUCAAAUUAUGGCUGUACUAUACAAGGCGGUCUUGGUGUUCAAGAGAUCUUCAGCACUAGUAUAUUUGACAGUCUGGGAGACACAAUCAUACCGGGCAAUCACAGCUCCGUCGACUGGGACCUCAUAUUUCCAAAUGACCCUAUAAAGCAAACCCUUCCCUUAAUCAACACACCCAAUCCCCCCAUUGGGCGCAUAGCUCAGAGUAUAAAUCAAAAUGCAGGAAGCUCCCUAGUAUCUACCUUCCAAAAAUUAGCGAGCCUCAGCGCCCAGAUUUACGAAUGCGGCGCAAACUUGCCAUCCCCGCACAGGAGCAGCACAAGACAAACCCAUACGGGCUACAAUAUUGGCAUCAACGCCGCGCCAAAGUCGGCUCACUUUAUCUUCGAUGAGCUAUUCCGAGUCACCACGGAGUUUAUCGAAAUUUUAGGGUGCCUUCCUAACUCAAGAAGCGAGGAAGACACCGUCCUCUGUACAGCCUCUCCAGGCUUUCAACUAUCACAGUCGUUUAAUUCAUACAGUCAAGACAUGCCAUCCUCAGACCAAUCAGUUGUUGGAGGUCACAUGGCAUCACAACCUUGGCCAUCGUCGCAUGUUGACGAUGCAACUGCCUUCAUGAUCAUGUCCUGCCACAGCAGCCUGACAGAAACAUAUGGAUCCAUCUUGCAAAUGAUGCAAAUGUGUUUAGAGCACUCGCUUAUUCCUCAAAUGGGUAGCAGCUGGCUGGUCAUUCUCCCACGGGUGCAAGUUGGCUCGGUCGAACUCCCAUCGCUGCAGGUGGGCGAUCAAACGCCCGUCUCCUCCAAAGCCACGUCGUCAAUGUAUAUGAUGACGGUCACCAUGCUCUUCUCGCGGUUGUGGACGCAGCUUGCAAGUGUCUUAAGGGAAAGUGCCGGCGCAAAAUCUAGUACUGGAAUAGCGCAAAACUCUUCAUUGGUAGAAACAAUGUGGGAUACAGCAUUAGACAGGACAGACAAGUUGAUACAGACCAUUGACUCUAUGAAGAGUCAAUUGCAUGGAUGA
Messenger RNA from Clonostachys rhizophaga, 1482 nucleotides. Lineage: Eukaryota; Fungi; Ascomycota; Sordariomycetes; Hypocreales; Bionectriaceae. The record is from the annotation of a GenBank genome assembly.